GCUCCCGCGUGUGUGGUGUACCUUGUUAAUAAUUUAAUAGGUUCUUUAUAGUGUGUGCAAUGUUGCGUAAGUGCAUCACGUUAGCGAUUUUAGGGUGUGCGGUUGCGGCGCCUCAGUAUCAAAUUCACCAACAGCAGGAUGAGGGCAUUCCUCCACAUCUAUUGAGGCAAUACAUCGGCGGUCAACAACAAGCGCAACACAUACCACGUCCUGCCCAGCAACCUGCACCAGCGCCGGCUCGACUCCCAUACAACGUACAAGCUGAGGAACAGUACCAACAAAGGCCUCAAUACCAACCUCAGCCUCAACCUCAGCCGCAACAACAGUACAGGCCCCAACAGCAACGCGAACCUGAGGACUUUGACCAUAAUCCUUCUUACCAGUUCGGUUUUGAUGUAAACGACGAUCAAUACACCAACUACCAGAACCGCAAAGAACAGAGAGAUGGUGACGUCAUCAAGGGCUCUUACUCAGUUGUUGAUAGCGAUGGCUUCAUCAGGACCGUCACUUACACCGCUGACCCUAAAGAGGGUUUCAAGGCUGAGGUUUCCCGCCAACCCACCGACAUCGUGGUAAAAAUCCCAACUCCCAAACCACAACUUCAGGCUCAGGCACCACAGCAAAUCGCUCACCAGCCACAAAUUGCUCACCAACAACAACAACAACAACAGAGACAACAACAACCCCCUCAACAACAGUACUACCGUUACGAAUAAUAAAUUUAAAAAAAACCUCAACUACCACACAACGAUCAAUAGGAAACGCAUUAUUUACUAAUACCGGUGAAGAGGUCCCCAUGUGUGGAGUCAGUGUUAUUGUCUAUGAUUUUUAUCUACGAUUUUCACUAGCAACGCUUACUACGCUUUUGUUGAAUGAGAUACAUUGUAUAUUUGAUCUCAGAGUCAAAUCAAACAAGUUUACUCAGCUUUGUACAAUAUUAUUUUAAAACAAUUACUUAUUCCUCUAAUAAAAGCAGGAAAUAAAUACAGGAAUAGAAUCGU
Messenger RNA from Vanessa atalanta (red admiral), 1001 nucleotides. RefSeq names its product cuticle protein 19.8 (gene Cpr66D). The record is from RefSeq and is a predicted model, not a curated record. Gene Ontology annotation, cellular component: extracellular matrix. NCBI's taxonomy places the organism in Eukaryota, Metazoa, Arthropoda, Insecta, Lepidoptera, Nymphalidae. The coding region runs from base 60 to 716 and encodes 218 amino acids. The transcript has 5 exons.